Molecule: messenger RNA, 2246 nt
Organism: Prunus mume (Japanese apricot)
Lineage: Eukaryota; Viridiplantae; Streptophyta; Magnoliopsida; Rosales; Rosaceae
Gene: NAD-ME1
Product: NAD-dependent malic enzyme 1
Biological process (GO): malate metabolic process; pyruvate metabolic process
Cellular component (GO): mitochondrion
Molecular function (GO): NAD binding; malate dehydrogenase (decarboxylating) (NAD+) activity
Source: RefSeq, a predicted model, not a curated record
AUGGGCCCAGCAAAAAGCAGAACUGUUUUGACUGUUGACAAUGAAAUUGGGGGAUUCCUCUUCUCUUUUCCAAUUGGGGGAGUCUUCACUGCCAACAAUAUCACAAGCCUCCAUUAUUCUUGGCAGUCUUCUUCUUCUCACAUUCUCAGUCAGAUAUGUCGAACUUCAACUCGCCGAUGAGGCUCUCUUCGUCCCUGAUCAAACACCUGAAGCACAGAGUCAGAAUGGGCAGCAAUCCUCUGCUCCCGCACUCGAGAUCCUUCACCACGACUGAGGGCCACCGCCCGAUCAUUGUACACAAGCGCAGCCUCGACAUUCUUCACGACCCCUGGUUCAAUAAAGGGACAUCAUUUUCCUUCACAGAACGAGAUCGUCUUGAUCUCCGGGGACUUCUCCCUCCAAAUGUCAUGUCUACCGAGCAGCAAAUUGAACGCUUCAUGGUUGACCUGAAGAGACUUGAAGAGCAAGCAAGAGAUGGACCAUCUGAUCCAAAUGCUCUGGCCAAGUGGCGGAUACUGAACCGAUUGCACGACAGAAAUGAGACGAUGUAUUAUAAAGUCUUGAUUGCUAACAUUGAGGAGUAUGCACCUAUAGUCUACACUCCUACUGUAGGUCUUGUUUGCCAGAAUUACAGCGGUUUGUUUAGAAGGCCCAGGGGAAUGUACUUCAGUGCGGAAGAUCGUGGAGAAAUGAUGUCCAUGGUUUAUAAUUGGCCAGCUGAUCAGGUUGAUAUGAUUGUUGUUACAGAUGGGAGCAGAAUAUUGGGUCUUGGGGACCUUGGAGUCCAGGGAAUUGGAAUCGCAAUUGGGAAACUGGAUUUAUAUGUUGCUGCUGCUGGAAUAAACCCUCAAAGGGUACUUCCUGUGAUGAUUGAUGUUGGAAGUAACAAUGAAAAACUGCUCAAAGACCCCUUGUAUUUGGGAUUGCAAAGACACCGUCUUGAUGGUGAUGAGUAUCUUGCUGUCGUUGAUGAAUUCAUGGAAGCAGUGUUUACCCGUUGGCCUCAUGUGAUUGUGCAGUUUGAAGAUUUUCAAAGCAAGUGGGCGUUUAAGCUGUUACAGCGCUACAGAAAUACCUAUAGAAUGUUUAACGAUGAUGUUCAGGGAACCGCAGGAGUUGCAAUUGCUGGACUUUUAGGAGCUGUAAGGGCUCAAGGAAGGCCAAUGAUUGACUUCCCUAAACAAAAGAUUGUUGUUGCUGGUGCUGGAAGUGCAGGAAUAGGUGUUCUUAAUGCUACAAGAAAAACAAUGGCAAGGAUGUUAGGGAACAAUGAACAUGCAUUUCAGAGUGCAGGCAGACAAUUCUGGGUGGUUGAUGCCAAGGGUCUGAUCACAGAGGAACGGGAAGAUCUUGAUCCAGAAGCCUGUCCUUUUGCAAGGAAUGUCAAAGAAAUUCAUCGUCAAGGGUUAAGGGAAGGCGCAAGUCUUGUGGAAGUGGUUCAACAAGUGAAGCCUGAUGUACUUCUUGGACUUUCUGCAGUAGGGGGGUUGUUCUCGAAAGAGGUAUUAGAGGCCCUUAGAGGUUCAACGUCAACUAGACCAGCCAUCUUUGCAAUGUCAAAUCCGACAACAAAUGCUGAGUGCACUCCUGAAGAAGCAUUUUCUAUUGUGGGUGACAAUGUUGUUUUUGCUAGUGGAAGUCCAUUCAAAGACGUGGACCUUGGAAAUGGCCAUAUUGGGCACUGCAACCAGGGAAACAACAUGUACCUUUUUCCGGGCAUUGGACUUGGCACUCUUUUAUCUGGCGCCAGAAUCAUCUCUGAUGGCAUGUUACAGGCUGCAGCAGAGUGCCUUGCAGCAUAUAUGACAGACGAGGAGGUUCUUAAAGGGGUUAUAUACCCUUCUAUAUCUAGCAUACGUGAUAUUACAAAGCAGGUGGCUGCAGCUGUGAUAAAGGAAGCUAUAGCGGAGGAUCUAGCCGAAGGGUACCGCGAAAUGGAUUCUCGAGAGCUUCGGAAACUUAGUCAGGAAGAAAUCAAAGAAUAUGUGCAGAACAGCAUGUGGAGUCCAGAAUACCCUACGCUAGUUUUCAGGAAGGAAUGAUCUCGUGUAGACGAGAAGUCAAUAAUAUAAGUGUUGUAUCUAUCGAUUCUUUUAGUCAAAAUUACACGUUUUGUCAUGUUGCUCUUCAAUUUUGAGCAGGUAUCCCAGAAACUCUAUGAUGUUAUAGUGGUUCUUGUGGCGGAGAGAAUUUAUUCAUAAAUAAACGAAAUUUCAAACCAUAAAAUUGAAGCAUAGUUGAGAAAA